This is a messenger RNA of Camelus dromedarius (Arabian camel), 2050 nucleotides long. RefSeq names its product prohibitin 2 (gene PHB2). Gene Ontology annotation, biological process: mitochondrion organization. The record is from RefSeq and is a predicted model, not a curated record. Bases 132 to 1001 code for a protein of 289 amino acids. The transcript has 8 exons. Gene Ontology annotation, cellular component: membrane; mitochondrion. NCBI's taxonomy places the organism in Eukaryota, Metazoa, Chordata, Mammalia, Artiodactyla, Camelidae.
CACUUCCGGUGCCCUUUCUCCCGCGAGCACCUGGGGCCCGGACCCUCGUGUGCGAGCCCUAAGCUGGAGCGCCGCAGAGGCGGGCUGGCACCCCUUUGUGACCGCUGGUGCCGCCGGCCUCAGGAUCGGACAUGGCCCAGAACCUGAAGGACUUAGCGGGAAGGCUGCCCUCCGGGCCCCGGGGCAUGGGCACAGCGCUGAAGCUGCUGCUGGGGGCCGGCGCCGUGGCCUACGGCGUCCGCGAGUCCGUGUUCACCGUGGAAGGCGGGCACAGAGCCAUUUUCUUUAAUCGGAUCGGAGGCGUGCAGCAGGACACCAUUCUGGCCGAGGGCCUUCACUUCAGGAUCCCCUGGUUCCAAUACCCCAUCAUCUAUGACAUUCGGGCCAGACCCCGAAAAAUUUCCUCCCCCACAGGCUCCAAAGACCUGCAGAUGGUGAACAUCUCGCUGCGGGUACUGUCCCGACCCAACGCCAUGGAGCUCCCCAGCAUGUACCAGCGCCUGGGGCUGGAUUACGAGGAGCGCGUGUUGCCGUCCAUUGUCAACGAGGUGCUCAAGAGUGUGGUGGCCAAGUUCAACGCCUCCCAGCUGAUCACCCAGCGGGCCCAGGUAUCCUUGUUGAUCCGACGGGAGCUGACAGAGAGGGCCAAGGACUUCAGCCUCAUACUGGAUGAUGUAGCCAUCACAGAGCUGAGCUUUAGCCGAGAGUACACGGCUGCUGUAGAAGCCAAACAAGUGGCCCAGCAGGAGGCCCAGCGGGCCCAGUUCUUGGUGGAAAAAGCAAAGCAGGAACAGCGGCAGAAGAUCGUCCAGGCAGAGGGUGAGGCCGAGGCCGCCAGGAUGCUCGGAGAAGCUCUGAGCAAGAACCCUGGCUACAUCAAGCUGCGGAAGAUCCGGGCAGCCCAGAACAUCUCCAAGACGAUCGCCACAUCACAGAACCGUAUCUAUCUCACUGCUGACAACCUUGUGCUGAACCUGCAGGAUGAGAGUUUCACCCGGUGAGAGACACGGCCUUCACGUGGGAUGUCACAGAGACCCAGGGCAGGGGCUGGUCACCUGGGCUCUAGAGCUUCUACCAGCUUACUCGUGUGACCCUUGAAAGACACCAUUUCUCUGAACCAAAGUUGGAAAAGUGGGUGGUUGACAAUUCCUAACUUGAAUCUCACAGGAUUGAUUUUAUGAGAUCAUAUAGGGUUAUUCAUGUAGAAAGCAUUUUAACUGUAAAGUUUUGUUUCACUGAAAAGUGGUAAAAGAUAACAUUUAGCAUUGUUUCUUGGGGACUGCUCUGGGGCAUGGGAGGAUGCUAGCAGAGAAGAGGUGGGAAGUGGCAGUGGCCAAGGGAACAAGUCUCUUCUUCCCAGAGCCCGGGGUUCCUCGCUUCCAACGUGCUUGUCUUUUUCUCUUGGGAGCGAAGGAGGGUUUAGAGUUGGGUGGCGCCUGAAACUGUCAAGUCACACAUACCUUUCUUUUCUCUCUCUGUCUUCCUUGUUCAUCUGGUGACCUGGCAUCCACAGAGGAAGGUAAGCUUUUGAUGCAUCCUUGUUUCUGUGGGGUCUUGCAGCCCAUCUCCCAGUACCUGCCUCCUCCCCCAUCACCUCACCUUUCUCACCUCCCCCCACACACACCCUGGGUCAGGGAGGAGGAAGUGGCCUGAGGCUCUCUGCUUCUCACAAAGGUCCUUUAAUGUCACCAUCUGUCUGUUUCCACAGUGACAGCCUCAUCAAGGGUAAGAAAUGAGCCUGGUGACGAGGAACUCCGCCCCCAGGGAAGAAGUGGAUCUGUUCCUCCCCUGGUUUUUGAGGAGCCAGCUUGGGGUCCAGCACACCCCCGCCCUGCCCCCAGUAUCAUGUGAUGGUCCCUUCCACAUCUGUCCUCCCAGCCCUUCUUGGAUGAACAAAGACUGACCGUUUGCAGGGGAAUGACUUUCCGCCCUGUGUCAGGACAGUGUGUGGUUUCUCAGUGAUUUCCUGGGGUUGGUUCCUCCCUCUCUGUCGGGAGGCAAUAACCACCACCCUGGGAAUUCCCAAUAAAUUUUUAUUACUUAAGCAAAA